Microdochium trichocladiopsis is the source of this 696-nucleotide messenger RNA. RefSeq names its product nucleolar protein 12-domain-containing protein. Gene Ontology annotation, molecular function: RNA binding. The transcript has 2 exons. Lineage: Eukaryota; Fungi; Ascomycota; Sordariomycetes; Xylariales; Microdochiaceae. The record is from RefSeq and is a predicted model, not a curated record. The coding region runs from base 1 to 696 and encodes 231 amino acids. Gene Ontology annotation, cellular component: nucleolus.
AUGACGAUGCUCGGCAACCGCCCGAGAGUCAAGAAGAGCACGUUCGUGCCGCCACCCAAGAAGCGCAAGGCGACACACUCGCUCGAGGAGAUCAAGUUUGACUUUGACGCGCGGUCCGAGUAUCUCACGGGUUUCCACAAGCGCAAGCUCCAGCGGGUCAAAAACGCCCAGGAAGAAGCGGCCAAGAGAGCACGCCAAGAGAAGAUUGAGCUGAGAAAGCAGCUACGGGAUGAUCGCAAGCGCGAAGUCGAAGAACACGUCUCCAGCGUCAAGACAAUUCUGAGAGAAGCAGAGCGUGCGGGCAACCUCGACGCUGAGGAUGGCACAGACUCAGAGGACGCUGGCGACGACGAAGGCGAGGGCAAGGAAGCUUGGGGCGGCUUUGAAGACCCAGUCACGACUACGACCGACAUAAUCGACCAGGAGGAUGAGUACAUAGACGAGGAUCGAUACACCACAGUGACAGUCGAAUCCGUUACGGUAUCAAAGGAUGGCUUGAACAAGCCGGCACCAGAAGAAGACUCGGACGAAGAAAAGGCCAAGAGGAUACAAGAGGCCGCCCGCACAAACGAGACGAAGGGGAAGGCGCGGCCGCCGAAGAAGAAAAAGCCAAAGUUCCGAUAUGAGACCAAGAUAGAGAGGCAGAUCAGUCGGCGGAAACAGAGCGCCAAGAAACGUGGCAAGGCAGAAAAGUAA